UUUUUUGGCAUCAGCUUCCCUCCUCUGACACUCCCUCCGUGAGCCACACUUCCUCUUGCACUUAGCCUCCGAAGGCGGCUACUGUGUAAUCCCCCACCGGCUACCCCAAAGUCAAGAUCCUCCUGAGCCGGCUGGCGUGGUGGAUCCAGCGAGGUGACAAUGAAUGUUGAUCAUGAAAUCAGCCUUUUAGUUGAAGAGAUUCGGCGGCUGGGGACCAAAAAUCCUGAUGGGACAUUGAGUGUGAAGUUUGGAGUGCUUUUUGCUGAUGAAAAAUGUGCCAACCUUUUUGAAGCUUUAGUGGGGACUCUUAAAGCUGCAAAACGGAGGAAGAUUGUUAGUUAUCCAGGAGAGCUGCUUUUGCAAGGAGUUCAUGACAAUGUUGAUAUUUUGUUACUUCAGGAUUAGUUCAGUAAUAUGGCAUUAUCUUUUUCAGGUAAAUGAAUAUACAAAAUUCUCCUCAGUCCAAGGCAUAUUUGCAUGAAAAUGUAUUUUUCCUAUAUAUCUUUUUAAUAAAAAUUGAAUGUUUUUCUUUGGGAAUCUUAAAAAAAAAAUCUUUAGUGAACCCAUUUCAGGAAAUGACUGUUAGAUCAAACAAUGAAACAACUCCCCUUUUUUGGUCUCAGGUAUUGCAUUUUAAAUGGUCUGCAUUGUUGUUUAUGUUUGAAAAGAAGAUUAUGCUAAUAAUUUAGCUGUGUUUGCAAUCUACUAUAUGCUGCAAAGAUAAAAAACAGAUGGCCAGA
Messenger RNA from Varanus komodoensis (Komodo dragon), 740 nucleotides. It is a transcript of the gene ABRACL, whose product is annotated as ABRA C-terminal like. NCBI's taxonomy places the organism in Eukaryota, Metazoa, Chordata, Lepidosauria, Squamata, Varanidae. The record is from RefSeq and is a predicted model, not a curated record. The transcript is spliced from 3 exons. The coding region runs from base 160 to 405 and encodes 81 amino acids. Gene Ontology annotation, biological process: regulation of actin filament-based process.